Molecule: messenger RNA, 1851 nt
Organism: Falco peregrinus (peregrine falcon)
Lineage: Eukaryota; Metazoa; Chordata; Aves; Falconiformes; Falconidae
Gene: MOB1A
Product: MOB kinase activator 1A
Exons: 6
Coding region: 727-1287 (186 amino acids)
Biological process (GO): hippo signaling; positive regulation of protein phosphorylation
Cellular component (GO): cytoplasm; nucleus
Molecular function (GO): protein kinase activator activity
Source: RefSeq, a predicted model, not a curated record
GUGCUGGCUGGUGCUUGUGUGAGGGGCUGCCCUCUGAGGUGGGGGCAGGCCUGAUUUGCAGGGGAAACGCUGUUAAUUUGGUAGACCCGCAGGUAUGUGGUGUAGAAAAUGCAUCUUUAACACGCUGCAGGGGAUGGGCUGUUGCAUACCUGUGUCAUAGAUGUGAAGAUUUGUAAAGCGUGAGAGGGCUUCUGGCUCUUAAGGCCCGGUAGGUUCUGUGGACGAGGACUGGAGGCGUUUUGUGGCACCAGAAAGGGCUGGGGAGCCUUCUCCCUAGGGCUGACGAUGCACUGGGUCUGCCUUUUGGGACCUUCCGCCUAGGGUCAGCAACACACCGGGGCUGCGUUUUGGCUGUAGCAGGAGGCAGCAGCUUGGUUUAAGAGUGAGCUGGAUCUAAAGGUCUUUUAUUUCCGCACCAAGCGUUGCGCAUAAACAAGAGUGUGCAAAGCCGUUGGGUUGCAGCAGGAAGCUGCCGCGAGGUGUGUGUCACCCCAGCGCGUCCGGUUGUGUGCAACGGGGCCGGGAUGCCACCAACGCCAAGCAGCACUCGCCGGACAAGCCCGUUUUCCCCAAGCUUUGGCCCUGGCCAUCCUGCUCAUCCUCGCUCAGGAGCAGAGAGCUGGCGGGGGCUGAAAGUUAACAUUUUGAGUGGGAGUCGAUCUUCGAAAACAUUCAAACCAAAGAAGAAUAUUCCCGAAGGUUCCCAUCAGUAUGAACUCUUGAAACAUGCAGAAGCGACUCUGGGGAGCGGUAACCUUAGACAAGCGGUUAUGUUGCCGGAGGGAGAGGACCUUAAUGAGUGGAUCGGCAGUUAACACGGUGGAUUUCUUCAACCAAAUCAACAUGCUGUACGGGACCAUCACGGAGUUCUGCACGGAGGUGAGCUGUCCGGUCAUGUCCGCAGGACCAAGGUACGAGUACCACUGGGCGGACGGCACGAACAUAAAGAAGCCGAUCAAGUGCUCGGCUCCGAAGUACAUCGAUUACUUGAUGACGUGGGUGCAGGACCAGCUGGAUGACGAAACGCUCUUCCCUUCAAAGAUCGGCGUCCCUUUUCCCAAGAACUUCAUGUCGGUGGCCAAGACGAUCCUGAAGCGGCUGUUCCGCGUCUACGCCCACAUCUACCACCAGCACUUCGAUUCCGUCAUGCGGCUCCAGGAGGAGGCCCACCUCAACACUUCCUUCAAGCACUUUAUCUUCUUUGUGCAGGAAUUCAACUUGAUCGACAGGCGGGAGUUGGCGCCUCUGCAGGAACUGAUUGAGAAGCUGGGCUCCAAGGACAGAUAAAAACUUUCCCCGGAGGACCCUUUGGCUGCUCCUUUCCGCUUUGUACGCCAGCCACUUCUACGCUUCACCUUCUGCGAUGCAAGCUGUCCUCCGAGGCCGAGCAUCAUUUCUACUCUGCAGCAGCGACAGCCUGUGUUGUUUUAAAACUUGCUGGCUGUGAUGUGCCCCGCGUAGUCCGCUUCAUUUUCUAGGCGACACGCAAGAACCACAGUCUGGUUGAAGCCGGGAUUCGGUUUUGUUCCCCGCAGGCAUGGGGUGAAGUUCCGAGUGCCACACGGCUGCUUUCUACUCCCAGAGGCAAAGUUUGUUUUCCCUCUGGCCCCCACACCACAGUGCUCGGCCUUGUGAGCAGCGCGGGCUCUGCUUAUUUUUGGAUAAAAGAGGUGCACUUUGGCCCAGAGCCUUAAGCUCUCCUCUGGCAGCAGCAUUGGCAGGGGGAGGGAAAAAAAGUGCCUGGCCCGAGGGGAGCCUGUCCCUGGGCUGAGAAGAGCAGCUCGCUCUCUGGUGUUCCCAGGGGCAGCAGCAGUGGGUGGCCCAGCAAUAAAAUAAAACUUUUCUCUUCCA